GGCUAUGCACAGUGCGGUCUUUCGUAUGUGGAUCGAUUACGGACCCACUACAACCACUUGCGAACACUCAAAAGAUGCAUUAUUAGCUUAAACUAAAUUGCUAAGAAUUAUACAUGCUGUGUAUGCUAAGUUAUACAUGUUGUGCGAACGGGGUGAUUCAUCUUAAAGUACUAUACCGAUAUACCUAAACACUGGCCAACAACCUCUAGUAACGCAAGUCAAUGUAAAGUCACGUGGUGCGAAUAGAACGGCCAUCUUUCUCUGAAAACACAAACAACAAGAGUAGCGAUCCGACAAGACAUCAACACGCAGUGACCGUAGGAGGGGGGAAAUAAUAAAUACAAUAUUUUUUAUCAUUCACAAAAUAUUGAAUGAAUGAAGAUUGUACACAAAAAUAACGUAUUUGAAAAAUUAUCAACAUUGCUUCAGUAAGCAGUUUGAAGGGAGGUGGUCAGGAAUCAAAGGUGUCCUCACCUGGAGAGUCUCGGUCAAGCCACGUUUCAGUUGGAGAGAGAACGACAGAAGGCGAGAGAAGAGAGGGAGAGGAGGAGGGAGAGAGUCGCGUCUGUUCCUGGCAGCUGUUCCAGCAGCCUGUUUUCUUCCCUGCGUUUAGAUUUAAAUCGAGAAGGAUCUUUAUUUUUUUAAGUGUGAUAUUACUGCUGUUGUCGUCCAAUCAUUAUUGUUACUAUUGACAGUGUUUUAUUUUGUUUGUUUCGUCGUUAUUGACUUGACAGUUUAUUCCAAUUUCUUUGUUCUUGUUUUUUAUUUGUACUGCUUUUUUUCGGCUGUGAGCAGAGGCUUCUUCCAAACUGUUCUCUUACCCGAACCAGCACUCUAUCCCCUAUACACACUUGAAACAGGCAGCUAUUCUUUAUCUCUGUGUGUUUUGGGGAGCUCUGUGAUCACAGCAAAAUAAGCACCACUCAGCCUUCUCACCUAAGCCUAACUAAGCCAGUCCUAGCCUGAUCCAGCCUGGUCCGCUCUUCUGGACAGGAUACUCAGCUCUGUAAAGACGUAAGGAAUAUGACUGCUGAGACACUUAACUUCGGCCCCGAAUGGCUCCGUGCACUAUCCAGUGGGGGGAGUGUGACGUCCCCCCCUCCUUCCCCCGCCAUGCCAAAGUACAAGCUGGCCGAGUAUCGCUACGGCCGAGAGGAGAUGUUAGCACUUUAUAUCAAAGAGAACAAGGCCCCGGAGGACAUGCAGGAUAAGGAGUUUGUGUCUAUUCUGCAAGAUGAGCCCAUGCAGCCGCUGGCACUGGAGCCUCUCACUGAGGAGGAGCAGAGGAACUUCUCAAUGUCUGUGAACAGUGUGGCUGUGCUGAGGCUCAUGGGUAAAGGAGGGGGAGUUGCCCCAGCGGGCGUGGCCCGAGGCAGAGGCACCACGCGAGGAGGAGGCAGAGGGCGAGGUCGAGGCGAGAGUGGAGGAUUCUACCAAAGAAGUAUUGAGGAGGGAGAGGUAGGCUUCGGCCGUGGAGCCAGAGAGAUCCACCGCAGCCAGAGCUGGGACGACAGGGGCGAGAGGCGUUUUGAGAAGCCUGUGCGUGCCAGGGAGGGGGUACGUGUUGGCUUCGAGGAGGCGACUGGUGUCCCUGUGCCUGGGGUACCAAGGAAGGACUACACGCGGUCGGACAGUGAGAACUGGCGUAGCCUCCGAGAGGAGCAGGAGGAGGACGAGGAGGAGGGGGGCGACCCCGGGGGCAGCUGGAGACUGGCCGGAGCACGGAGAUUAGAUGAUGGCGGUCCAAAGUCAGCAGGCUGGCGGGAGCACGACGGUCAGGUUGAGGGGCGUCGCAGGAAGUUUGAGUUUGACUUCGGCGGGGGUCGCAGGCGGGCCGGCAGCGAGGGGUUAGAGGACGACAGAGACGGACUGCCUGAGUGGUGCACUGAUGAAGAGGGAGAGAUGGGCACCUUCGACGCUUCCGGAGCCUUCCUACCCAUAUCCAAGGGAGGAAAGGAGGAUGAAUUGGACUUCCAGGGAAUAGAAGAGGAGGAAGAAGGGGAGGAGAGUCUUUCUGACAUGAAGAGGAUCAUGAAUGGAGGACAGAGAGUCGAUGUAAAGGAUUCCGCUGGUACCAGUCCCUCUUCCUCCUCUCCCCCUGGCCCCCUCUCUGCCCCUCCAGCUCUGGCUCUCAACCCCCCCAUGCCCCAGCUGUCCCUCACCGUGGCUGAGCUGGAGGCCUCUCAGAUGGCCAACAGCCACCCUGUCCCUGUCCUUGUCAAGGCCAGCAAGAUGCCAAGUGAAGUUCUCGAGGGCUCUCCAGCAGGGUCCUCCACCACCCAACAGAGCCCCAGCACCACCUCCAGUCUGCCUUCACCCCCUCCCUCCUCCUCUGCUGCUAACCAUCUCUCCCUGCCACCGGGGGGCGACACCGAGGACGACGAGGGCAUGAAGCACCUGCAACAGGAGGCAGAGAAGAUGGUGGCGUCCUUGCAGGACACGUCUCUGGAGGAGGAGAGUUUCACUCAGACACUGCAGGAGAGCAGAAACACAGCCUCCGCCCUGCCCCUCUCCCACGACGCUGCCAUGAAGUGGUUUUAUAAGGACCCCCAGGCAGAGAUCCAGGGUCCAUUCACCACUCUGGAGAUGUGCGAGUGGUUCCAGGCGGGCUACUUCUCCAUGUCUCUGCUGGUGAAGAGGGGCUGUGACGAGGGCUUCCAGCCGCUGGGUGACGUCAUCAAGAUGUGGGGACGCGUGCCUUUCGCCCCCGGGCCCUCCCCGCCGCCCCUGCUGGUGAGACCUCCACCGCCACGCCCUCAGCCUCUACCGCCCCGGGGGUCUGCUGGUAGCAUGGAUCAGGACCGUCUGAAGAAGCAGCAGGAGCAGGCAGCAGCAGUUCUCUAUCAACAGCUCCAGCAGCAGCAGCAGCUAUUCCAGCUCAUCAGCAGGUGCGGAGAGCAGGGUAUUUUGCCUUCGGUGAACAGGUCGAUGUCAGUGCCAGAUACAGGGUCCAUGUGGGACAUGCAUACCUCAGCUUCACAGCAAUCAGGCGGUGAAGCCAGUUUAUGGGACUUAACAAUGAAUUCUUCAACUCAGGGUCCAACUCUCGAACAGCUUCAGAAGCUCCAGCAGGAGAGGAGAGAAGCUGAACUCAGGGCAAAGCGCGAGGAGGAGGAACAGCGCAAGAGGAGGGAAGAGAAGAGGAGGCAGCAGGAGGAGCAGAAGAGGAGGGAGGAGGAGGAGAUCUUCAGACGCAAACAGUGUCGCCAGCAGCAGGAGCUGAUCAUGAAGCUGCUCCAGCAGGCCCCCCAGCAGGGCUCAGGCUCUGGGGUGGGGUCUGGCUGGGGCACUGGGGGUCUCAACAAGUCAGGGGCCAAGGGCCUCAGUCUGCUUGACAUGCAGGAGGCAGAGAGGCUUCUUAAACAGCAGCAGAGAGCCCAGCAGCAGCAGCAGAGAGAACGUCACCAAGGCCUGUCAAUGGGGGGUUCCUCCAUGGGUCAGUGGGGGGACGGAGGUGCUGUCACGGGCAGCCUGUGGGGAGGCGGAGGGGGGAUGGAGGGUAAGGCUGGGGGCGGCAUGGGUCUGUGGGACGAGGCAGUGAAGAACCAGACCAGAAGUAGCAGCAUGCAGGGACUGAAGAACAGCCGCAGCAGCCCCUCACUCAGUGAGCAGUAUAUGCUGAGCUGUAGGAAGCAGCGUACGGAUGAGGAGGACAAGCUGCUGAAGCUGCUGCAGGGCAUCAAGACGCCUCAGGACGGGUUCACCACCUGGUGUGAACAGAUGCUGCACGCCCUGAACACCCAAGCCAACAACACCUCCUCUCCACUGGACGUGUCCACCAUCGUGGCGUACCUGAAGGAGGUGGAGUCUCCCUACGAGGUCCAUGACUUUAUCCGCUCCUACCUGGGAGACACCAUGGAAGCCAAAGAGUUCGCCAAGCACUUCCUGGAGCGCCGUGCCAAACAGAAACAGAACCUGCAGCGGCAGCAGCAGCAGCUAUCAAAGGAAGUAGCAGGGCUGGCCAUGAGCAACUUCCCUCUGCCGGACUCCAUGAGGGGAGUGAGCCCCAGCACCCUGCAGUCCAUGUUCCAGGCCGCCCAGAUGGGGAAGGGAGGGCUGUACGACACCCAGGGGGCCAUGAAGAAGAAGAAACAGCCUGUGGUGCUCCACUCUGACCCCAGCAUCUUAGGGUACUCAUACCACAACGCGGGCGAGCGUCUGAGCCUGAAUGAGAUGGAGAUGGUGGAGGAUUACUGAUCCAGAUCUGAUCAGCGGCAAUAGCUACUACCUGAGGCCUUCUGUCUACUAAUCAGACAAAUCUGAUGACGAAUGUGCACUGCUUGAAGGGAGGGGGGAGAGGGGGGAGAAAGAGAGGAGGAUGGGAGAGAGAGAUGAGGAUGGGGUAGAAAGAGGGAGGGGAAUGGGGAACAGAGAGGAGGAGAGAGGGAGGGGGGGGGGGGAUGAAGAUAAUGGUGGGGAGAGAAGGGGGGAGAACUUGUAUGGGGAGAGGGAGGAGAGGAUUGUAUCUCCCUACCCUUGAAAAGAGAAAGGCUCCCCUGCUUUCAAUCGUUCACUUGAGUAGGGAGCGUGAUGUGGUGGGGGAAAGAGGAAUGAUGGGUAUCCCUUGGCACUUAUAAGACUAAGCACCUUAAACUGAACUAAUGCACUUUAUUAUUAAGAGGGGAUUUGAAUAGGGUUUUUGUUGUCAGUGUACGUACGGUGUGUGUGUAUUGAAUCUACACAAGAUGCUGUACGUAUACACGUGAAAAUCUGAACUGGAAGGGUAAGGUGAGGUGUAAGGUUGGUGGGAUAGAUUCACUGGGAGGGGGAACUCAAAGAUAGGGGACCUUUUUAUUUUGAAACCUUAUCAGAAAAACAAAUCCUUUCUUGAAAGACAAACACUGUUGUUUUUUUUACAAUACAUUUAUAUGAAAAGUAAAGCUAUUACAAAAAAAUACAUAAAAAAAACUUGAAGAUUUGCACUUGUGUUAAAAAAAACUAAGAUAAAAAAAUAGAAAAACAAAUGGGGUUAGAGAUUAAUAUUUCUGUGUAUGUAUUGGUGUGUGUGUGUGUGUGUGUGUGUGUGUGUGUGUGUGUGUGUGUGUGUGUGUGUGUGUGUGCAUUGUGCAGACUAGUAUGUUUCUAAUGUCUGUUAUGUUUUCUCCAUUGCUUACCAAGAUGUUUGAACACAUACCAGGCCAUUAUGUAAUUUUGUUCGAAUAAGAAUUGAUGUUUUUUCCAUGAGUAGACGUGUCCUCUUGUACAGAGGGACUUUCUUUGUAUCUAAGUGUGUAUGAUUGUGUGUGUGACAGAGGGGGCAAUGGCACAACACAUCCUUUCUCUCACCAGCUCUUCAUCCCCAGAGAAACGUAAUAGAAAUACAGACAUUUGUAGAGGAGGAUUAUGGCUUUGCGCUCCUUCAUAUAUUGUUAAAGCACCACUUGUUUCUGGGGUGUUUUGGGGUACGGGCUGAUGGAGCAGUGCCCCUCCCCGCUGUCUUCUCUCAGCCACGGUGUGUUUGUGUGUGUGUGUGUGUGUGUGUGUGUGCUCAUGCAUGCACAUUUGUGCCUAAGAACUCUGAAAGGGUGAAUGGGAUGGAGGGAUUGUUCAAUGGCCAUUGAGACAUUUACUUUUUGAGUGUGUUAUGGUUAUGUUAAGCGCUCUGUAUAGCCCGUGUAUGUCAAUCAUAUAUCCUAAUAUUUCAGGUUUAGUCUGGGGAUGAUGAUUGAUUGGAAGGUUAGUCCAGUUUAGUUUUCCUGGGAUGUGAUCACGUUGCCUUGUCAGUUCUCUUUAACUUGCGUGUGAAAGGUGUGCGGUUUCAGAUUCUGCUCAAAACAAUUAGCAUCACACUGUCCAUGUACAGGAUGGUGCACACAAUGUUAGCAUAUUCUUGUGUUACUUAUUCAUUGCUAUUGUUGAUGAUGAUGUUUCUUUUUUAGGAAUAUAAAUGAAAAUACAUGAAUAAUCAGUUUUAAAAAAAGAAAGUAUUUGGACUACGAUUAUGAUGAGCACUGCUAUUAUUAUUCUUUUUUUUCAUUAUUUUUUUUUAUCCCUUAAUUUAGUUUUUGUUGCAUUACCGCCAUGUGAAGUGCGUUUAUUUCUUUCUUAAGAAAACAUUGAAUGUAUUCCCAAAAAAGUCAAAAAAAAAUGUGAUACAGGAUUUUUUUCCUCCACAAAAUGUCUAAAAAUGGAAUCAAAAAAAAAAACUACAAAUCUAAGAUUGAAGAGGUCGGCGAGUUCUUUACUCUUUUCUUUUUUUACACAAAAGAGGAAGAACUCGGGAAGGCUACAGUUGAACACACUGCCUCUGCAAUCCUGUUCGUACAAAAACAAUAUUACUAUGACAAAAUAAAGAACAGACUCUUUACUAUUCCUUACUGGAGUUUUGGUUGUUUACAAAACACACGGAUUUCUGUGGGUGCAGUUUUUUGGGGGUUAGGGUGGAUAGUGGGUAAGGGCAGGGUUUUGCAAGUGCGCUUUUGCAAAAUGGACAUUCAGUGGCCUAUGUUGUUUUGGCGGGAAGGAAGAAGGACAUCACAAUGUGACCCUUUAGUGGAUGUGGCUCUUUUGUAACUGACUGAUCAUCAAGGAGUGCAGGUGAAAAAUCAAAGAUUGUCUUUUAUUUUUUAUUUUUACUGCCUGUAUUGUAACUCAAGGACUAAGUGUUUCUGUUCGUGGAGUAGAAAACUUACCGGUAAUCAAAAAGCAGAAACAGCAGAGGAGUUUUUGGUACUUAGAACAUUGCAUAAAGGAAACGACAAUAUCAUCGCUUUAAUAGAGAAGUCUCCUGGAGGAAAAAUAUGGAGUACCUUUUUUUUGCUCCUUGAACAUGUAAACGAAACAAAGAUGGACAAACCCGUGAGGAGUGGUUGAGAAUAAAGGAAAUGUAAGAUUUAUUAAAACCUUACAUACAAAUGACAUUGACCUCAAAUCUACCAUCGCAUUCAAUUGGACCGUGUGCAGGCAGAAUUAUUUUUCCUUUUUUGUUUAAAAGGGGUCUCAGGGUGUGUAGUGGGGGUAUUUUAACCCUGCGAUGAGGGGAAAUGAAAGGAUACUACUAGUAUGAUCUCUGGGGGACACCCAUCAUCCCUCGUCAACUCACUGUUGACGAGGGCUGCCCCGACCACUCUCACUAUGCACUUUGGUUCAUUCAAACUGUGAGAUGCCAUCACAUUUGGGAUAGGAGCACAGAAAUAUUGUAGUACAAAGGGAGGGUUUAACAAGAAAUGUAACUUAGACUGAGUUAAUACCGUCUCACUGAAAACAAGAUUUUCAAAACAAAAGACAGGAACACGCCUUCUUCCUCCUGUACAUAACCAUAUUUUUGUAUUAGGCCUAACUUUAAACAAGAUCACUUGGACAAAACUGCAAGGCUUGAUAUACAAACUAGCAGAAUAAGGAAAUUCACGAGACAUUGAUUUACAGAGUGAAUAACCCUGUGGUAAAUGAAUUACCUGGAAAUUCCCCAAACUUUGCCAGUAGCCCUGUAUGUCUUCAGGGAUAGGGAAAGAAAAGACUUAACAUGGAUGGAGCUGGGGACUGCAGGGACUCUCAAGACUGAAUGAUGAUCGCUGCUGCAGAGCCCAGCCCAGAGUGUUUGACCAACUGGCACCAGCCAAUGGAGAAGGCAGGGGAGAGACAGUCAGGCGGAUGUAUCAGGGGACCUGCUGCCCAGAUGCCCCCUCCCCAACCUUCUGUCACCUAGCCACUGCCUGGAGAUUGAUCACGAGCUGACAGCAAGAAGACAACCAUCAUAUGGGGUCCUCACUGUUCCUAGCUGCCCUCUGCUGGAGAGGAGAUGGAGAAGCUCCUCAGCCCUUUCUUCUUCCACUCCUCCUCUGCACCCCUGGUGGUGAAAGAGCAGGAACCACAUCAGCUGCAGUAGCAGAGGACCUGGAACAGUGGAGAAACUGACCACACACACACACAGAGCUUUACACGCAUGUCCAUGCAGCAUUCUCAAAUACUCUCUUUUCAAGAACCACAUUCUUGAAAACCACAUUCAAACACACACAAAAGCAGAAAGGCUCAAUACCAUACACUUGAGUUUUGACUGCUAUGUAAAUAAUAUUAAAGUGUUUUAUUUUUUCUGUUCAACAUGCCUUAACUGUGGCGAUCCGCCUUUGUGUGGCAAACUCAAAAACAUAUAUUAACAAUAAGAGUGAAAGCCAGUUGGAGAACCUGAUAAGGACUAUAGCAUUUGAAUUAGUGGGGUGGUGUCAAUGUUCUACUUACCGGGACAGCGUUUUAUUGGCCAACAACACUGCUGUAUGUUACUUUAUUUCUGUCCAGCAUCUAUGGCAACAAAGUAGAACUAAAGGCAUUCUCUGAGGACGAUGAUUAAGACUGAUGGUUUUUCAAAGCAAGAUGAACUGUUCUGCUAUCCAGUUUUAAAUGCCCAGACAUGUAGCUGAAUAUGCAGGCUGAGGAAUCUGAAGCCUGUGUAUUAUGGAGCUGAGCUGACCAGGAAGGGUGUGGUAAAUAGAUCCAUAUGUUCCUUUACAGUUCUACACAGUGCCCCACUACAUAUUACUGUGUACCCCAUCACUGCAGUCAUUUUUUGACCCAAUGAUUUUUGACAGUUUGAGACUUGAUUUGAAAGAAGUGUUUUUAUCCUAUUGAGGACCACCCAUUUAAAAUGAAGGAUAUACAGUGCCCUCUGUAGUUAUUGGGACGUUGAAGCAUUUCUUAUUUUGGCUCUGCACUCCACAAGUUUUGAUUUUAAAUCAAACAAUUAUGAGGUUAAAGCAUAGGUUCUCUGCUUUUAUUUGAGGGUAUUUGUGUACAUAUUGGUUCCACCAUUUAGAAACGACAACACUCUUUAUACAUAGUCACCCCUAUUUCAAGGGACCAAAUGUAUUGGGACAAAUUCACCUAUGUGUAUUAAUGUAGUGAAAAGUGAAACAUUUGGUCCCAUAUUCAUAGCACGCGAUGGUUACAUCAGCAAUGUGACUACAAACUUGUUGGAUGCAUUUGCUGUUUGUUUUGGUUGUUUCAGAUUAAUUUGUGCCCAAUAGAAAUGAAUGGUAAAUGUGUUGUCAUUUGGAAUCACUUUUAUUGUAAAUAGGAAUAUAAGAAUUAUGUUUCUAAACACUUCUACAUUAAUGUGAAUGCUACCAUUAUUACAGAUAAUCCUGAAUGAGUCAUGAAUAAUGAUGAGUGAGAUCAUACCCCCAAGACAUGCUCACCAAUACAAUAACAGGAGGUUAGCAUUUUUGGGAGGUAUGAUAUUUGUGCGUUUUUAACUUUCUCACUCAUCAUUCACAAUUCAUUCAGAAUUAUCGGUAUUCACGGUAGCAUCCACAUUCUUAUUAACAAAAAGUUAUUCUAAAAUGACCCAACACAUUUACCAUGAAUUUAUUUUAGGCACAAAGUAAUUUGAAACACAACCAAAACAAACAGCAAAUGCAUCCAACUAAUGUGUUUAGUCACAAGCUUGAUGUAGUCACUGUGUGCUAUGAAUAUGGGACCACUACUUUAAUAGACACGUAAGUGAAUUUGUCCCAAUACUUUUGGGACGAUGUAUAAAAAGUGUUGUCAUUUGUAAAUGGUGAAACCAAUAUGUACACAAAUGCCCUCAAAUAAAAUCGGAGAAUGUAUAGUUUAACCUCGUAGUAAUUGUUCGAUUUCAAAUCCAAACUUUUGGAGUCUAUACCAUAAGAACAAAAAAUGCUUCACUGUUCCAAUAAUGAGAGGGCACUAUCUCUUCUUGGUGGUCCUCUGAGUAGAUUAUCUUUGUGGAUUGUCUAUUUGACACUUUGAUUACUGACCAUUGUACAGAUUAUGUCCUCGUAUAUUAGAAGCAUCUUACUAACGUUAUUGAAUGGCUGUGUAUGUUCCUUGUAUGUAUGCCAUCUAUGCAGUUGAUCAUGGGUUUGUCUGUCUCUUUAAUGGAAACCAGGUUUUCAAUGGAGAAGCUCAAUUCUUCCCCUGUCAGUCCGGUUGAAUUGUUUUGUAAGUGUUUUCCAACUGCUUCGGUUGGUCAAACAAAUGAAUAUUAACUUUGGGAGAUGAGACCCUCUACUUUGAGUGGAACAUGUUUGUUUAUAUAUAUAUAUAUGAAUAAGGGGGGUGCCAUAUAUAUGUAUAUAUAUAUAUAUAUAUGAUAGUUUUGAUCAGUUGAUAUAUUAGUUAAUGCAACUGGAGGAAUAUCUAAAAUGUCACUGAAGUAUUUUAUGAAUACUGUGGAUUUUGACUUCAAUCUUUCAACUCCAUCCGUGCGGGAUAAGAAUGCCCUCCAUAAACUGGUUUGCAGUGAACUGUUAAUAUGUAGCUGUCUCUAAAUUAUAAUUCUCUUGAGUUAUAUUUGGGUGUUUUGUUUUUUAAAAGUUGGCAUUGUCUUUGUUGGAGUAAUUGUUGGUCACCUGUAGGUGAACAGUGGGUUUGUUCUGUCUUUCUGUUAAUCAUUGAAGUUCAAAGUGAUUGAUGUUUUGGCACUGUGAUGCCCCUGGGUGAGAUUGCCAUGCCUUUGAUGUAUGAAUUCCAUAAAAAUGUAUGAUUCAUUAACACACCGAUUUUGAUCAAAUUAUAUCAAUUUUCUUUUUCACCCAAAUGGUCGGCUCAGUUCCAUCGCUUAAACGUUUUGAAUAUUUUAGAGCUAAGCAACAUAAAAACAAAUGCAUUCAGAAAAAUAACCUAAAAAGUGUAAAUAGUUUUGGUUUUGUUGGUUUGACGAGAACAAAAAAUUAUUAAAAUGCAUUUAACAAUG
Messenger RNA from Oncorhynchus kisutch (coho salmon), 10648 nucleotides. Its product is annotated as GRB10-interacting GYF protein 1. The record is from RefSeq and is a predicted model, not a curated record. The transcript has 26 exons. Bases 1024 to 4197 code for a protein of 1057 amino acids. Gene Ontology annotation, cellular component: cytosol. NCBI's taxonomy places the organism in Eukaryota, Metazoa, Chordata, Actinopteri, Salmoniformes, Salmonidae. Gene Ontology annotation, molecular function: protein binding. Gene Ontology annotation, biological process: insulin-like growth factor receptor signaling pathway.